This is a messenger RNA of Acanthopagrus latus (yellowfin seabream), 667 nucleotides long. Its product is annotated as immediate early response 3-interacting protein 1-like. The transcript is spliced from 3 exons. The record is from RefSeq and is a predicted model, not a curated record. Gene Ontology annotation, biological process: endoplasmic reticulum to Golgi vesicle-mediated transport. The coding region runs from base 101 to 349 and encodes 82 amino acids. Gene Ontology annotation, cellular component: Golgi membrane; endoplasmic reticulum membrane; COPII-coated ER to Golgi transport vesicle. Lineage: Eukaryota; Metazoa; Chordata; Actinopteri; Spariformes; Sparidae.
UGUCGUUAGGUUUGUCCUUCCUCGUUCACCGUAGGCUACGUCAGAAGUAAAUAGUGACAGCUAACUGCUUGCUAGCUAGCUAGCUACCUGGUCGGACAACAUGGCUUUUACUUUGUACUCUCUAAUUCAAGCAGCAAUCCUAUGUGUCAACGCUGUUGCUGUGUUGCACGAAGAAAGAUUUCUGAGUAAAAUUGGCUGGGGAGUGGACCAAAGUGUUGGAGGUUUUGGCGAUGAACCAGGCAUCAAAGUGCAGCUCAUGACCCUUGUUCGCUCUGUGAGGACAGUGAUGAGAGUUCCGCUGAUUGCAGUGAAUUCGGUUUGCAUUGUGUUGCUGCUUCUGUUUGGAUGAAGAGGAGCGAGUGAGGAUGGGAGAAACCAGUCUGCUGGCAGGAGACCAUCUCCAUCACCUCAGGAACACUUCUGCAGAAACAUUUAAUCUACUUGACCUUCUAUAUGUCUCCUGUCAGCCUGAAUAUGAAUGUCAACAUUUCUUAUUCCACUUUUGUCAAGGCCUGUUUUACAGAACACAGUCAUUUAGAAUAAGCAAAUGCAGCUAUUUACAAGCUUAUCUUUCCUCUUCUAUUGAAAAGUACAAUACAUUGAUGAAUAGUUAUCACUGAUGAAGAAGAAUACAUGUUUUUACAUAAAAUAUGACCCUCACAAAGAA